Molecule: messenger RNA, 3039 nt
Organism: Chlorella variabilis
Lineage: Eukaryota; Viridiplantae; Chlorophyta; Trebouxiophyceae; Chlorellales; Chlorellaceae
Exons: 15
Coding region: 1-3039 (1012 amino acids)
Molecular function (GO): ATP hydrolysis activity; ATP binding
Source: RefSeq, a predicted model, not a curated record
AUGUCCAUGGCCCAAGAUCAGUGCGAGCCUCUGGGGCUCCGCCGUACUGAUGUGGACGGCUUUCUGAGCUCUGUUGGCGCCGAGCUGCGCCGCGCUUCAGAGUUCCUGGGCAGGAGCGGACUGCCUAAGCGGGCGCAGGGCCACAGGGCAGAUAGCUGGCCCCCUCCAUCUCAGGCACUCGCUCAAGUGGAUGUGAAUGGCGAGGCGGAGGGAGCGGGCUGCGGCGGCGGGCAAGGGGCUGAUACCGGGGUGGUGGAGCUGAUGAGCAUGCUGCUGCCUGGGGAGGAGGAGGAUGACGUGGCAACAGCGCCGGCAGGGGAGGAGGCAUCAGAGACUGCCGCAGAGCCGGAAGGCAUGGCAGGCAGCACAUGUGCGCAGCCGCCGCCGCAGCAGCAUGCGUUGGAGGCUCCUGUUGAUGCGGCAGAUGUGGUGAGAGCUUCUCAUGACGUGGCAGCCACUGCCAGCGACGCAUGGCAAGCAGCGCCUGCACCAGCAGGGCAGACAGGCCCAGCAGCCACGGAUGAGCAGCGGCGCAGCUUGACCAGGGUGCUGGCCUGGCUCGGUGGCACCGGUGGUGGCGGCGGCGGCGGCGGCGGCGGGCCAAGCCCUGCCGCACAGGCCCUUCCCAGAGGUCCGGGCCUGAGGGGCCAUGGCAGCGGAUGGGCCACUCAUGCCGACACGCACCCCGCGCUGCCAGCCAGCCAGUCUCCCCCAAGGCGCCCCUUGCGGCAGCAGGGCAGCCAGCGCCAGCCGCUUGCACCUGCGCCCCAGGCCGCGGCAUCGCCGCCCUACCGUGCCCGUCCUGCGCCGCCGGCGCCGCAGCGCAAGCUGAUGCUGGCGCGCCCGCCAUGCCGCGGCUGUGGCAGGGCAGAGGCAGACUGCUGCUGCGAGGCUGCUGCAUCCCCGCUGCGCCUGCUGCGCCUCAAGCAUGCAGGCUACAGCAGCCCAGCACGGGGCAGGCUGCAGGCAGCUCCGGCCGCAUGCCCAACAGCAAGAGCACCAGGGGCAAGCUGCCAGCCCAGGCGCUCGGCCAGCCUGGCUCAGCACUGGCCAGGCGCCCGCCAGGCUGCAGCCCCGCUGGCAGGGGCAGUAGCCGGCCAGCAGAGCGGCCCUGGCAUCAGCAUCGGCAGCAUCCACACCGCGCACUUUGGCUGGCGGGCGUCAAGACCGGCGCCGCCGCCGCAGCAGCCAGUCCGCAUAACAGCCGCCGGCACCGCCAGCGUGUGCGUAGGGCAUAGAGGCGGUGUAUGCUCUGCAUAUGCGCGUGGUCGUCAGCUGCGAUGCAGCGCCCGCCCCUGCCCUGCCUUCCUCGCAGGCGGCGGCGGCGGCGCGCUGGCGCAGCUGCAGGCCAUCUCGCGCGGCAUCCGGGGCCUGCAGGGCGACAUCGCCGGCUUCCUGCUGGACGCGCGGCAGCGGCAGCAGCAGGGAGAGCGGCAGCAGCAGGAGGAGCAGGGACCGAGGGGGGCACCAGGCGGCGCACCAGCGGCUCCCCUCGGGGACGGCGGCAGCGCUGGGGCAUGGCGGCAGGCGCCCUCCGGCACGCCGGGGCAGCCUUCGGCGAUGGGUGCUGGCGCUGCGCCUGUGGAGCGGCAGGCGCGGCGAGCUGUCAAAGAGCGGGCUCCUCCUCCGGCAGGCGCUCCAGGCGGCGAUCCGAGCGCCGUUGCAGGAGCGCAUUGCCGCCCGGCCCCACCAGGCCAGCUCCCAUCGCCAGCCUCGGCACCUGACGACCUCUUCACAGACGACUUUGUCCUGGGCAUGAUCACGGGGACAGACUUUGCCCGCCUGCAGCGGCAGGGCGGGGCGGCGGCAGCGGCGGCGGCGGCUGGCCAGACCACACUGCGCCAGAUGGCCCAGGAGGCGGCCAAGGAGGGCGGCGAGGCGGCCAAGGGCGGCUGGUUCAAGGACCUGUUUAAGAGCAAGCUGCGCCUGUUUGUGGCGGCGGGGCUGGGCAUCGUGCUGCUCAACGCCGGCGCCUCGGCUGCCUUCGACUGGUAUUACCACAAGACGGUGCUGGACACGCUCAUGCGCGGGGUGCUGCCCCCGCCACAGGCGCCGCCCGUGCUGCCCCGCGCCGAGCUGCGCGAGAAAGUGCGAGGGCUGCUGCAACCACAGGAGCCCUCCUCCUUCUACCACGUGGUCACGGGGCCGCCCGGCGGCGGCAAGACCACGCUGCUGCGUGAGGCGUGCCGGGAGGUGGGGCGGGGGGUGGGGUUCCAGGAGCACAUAGCGCGCAUCAACGUGGUGUCCAAGCCUAUGCUGGGCACGCAGUACGAGGACCCACGCAGCAAGCACCCGCUGGCCUCGGUGCGGCAGUCGGCAGAGGCGCUGCGCGAUGCGGCCCGCCGCCCCUUCGUGCUGGUGAUCGACAGCGCGGACCGGCUGGCCAGCAGCGAGGAGGGGGAGCGGGUGCUGGGGGCCAUGCGCGCGUACGCACGCGACUGGGCCCAGGACGGCACGGUGGUGGUCAUCUUUGUGGCACACACGUGGGACACUGUGGAGAAGCUGAUAGGGGACCACCCGGCGCAGUCGCGGGCGGCCCCCGUGCUUCGCGUGCCCGACAUCAGCCAGCAUGAGGCGGUGGAGUACUUGGCGCACCUGGGGGUGCAGGGCAAGCAGGCGGAGCAGUGCGCCGACCUGGUGGGCGGCAGCCUGCUGCUGCUGCAGCGCUGCGCGGGCAUGGUGAAGGCCGGCAUGCCCUUCCCAGAUGUCAAGCGGGAGCUGUUCGACUUGAUUGAGAUGGCCUACUCGGCAGCAGGCCUGCUGGACCAGACCCCGCAGCGCGAAGGCGGCCUGGCGGUGGUGGAGGCGCUGCUCAAGAGCAAAGAGGGCGCCAUCGGCGCAGCGGAGUGGCGGGAGAGCGUGCCCGACCGGGAGCACCAGCGGGCGCUACUGGGCAAGGGCGUGUUGCGAUCCGACGGCCGCACCGUGUGCUUCUCGUCCAACCUGGCGGCAGCCUAUGCCGCGGAGCAGCUGCGCUCCCGACUGCCCAACACGGUGCAGGAGCAGCACAAGCAGCUGAAGAGGCCGGGCUGGUGGUGA